Messenger RNA from Caenorhabditis sp. 36 PRJEB53466, 1130 nucleotides. The record is from the annotation of a GenBank genome assembly. Lineage: Eukaryota; Metazoa; Nematoda; Chromadorea; Rhabditida; Rhabditidae.
AUGACGAUGCUCCUGCCCUUCGCCCUAUUCUUCUUCCUUCUUAUUCAUUCGACCCACUCUUCUGGAAGCGCAGUUCGACUCAUGACCUUCAACAUUUGGCAGUCCGGUGUCAAUGUCGAGAACGGACAGCAGAAGAUUGCCAAGCACAUUCUGAUGGUCAAUCCGGACGUCGUCGCCCUGCAGGUCCUCUUUUAUCGCUAUUGUCGGACAACACAACUAAACGUUGCAGGAAGUGUACGCGAAUGUGACCAGAAACCUGACACUGAUGCUCGGCCAUCCAUGGGUGGCCGUCGAGCACAAUCAUCCCGAAUACCCGGACACUGCCAUCCUCACCCGACACGUCGUAAUUCCCAACACGAAUCUCUCGGCAUCUGGAGGCGUAGGAGUUGAGAUCAUGCUCAGAAACGGGUAUAAAAUCAAUGUGCUGGCUCUGCACCUCGACUACACAUCCUACGGACCAUACGCGGCCAACAACAAGCUGGUCAAUCGGAUCGAGCAGAUUAUGGCCGGAGAGAACAUUGGUGGGGUGGAAAGAAGGAGAAGCGGAGGAGGAUUAGAAUACAAUUGCAGGCAGGGGACUCCAAAUAUACGACAUUCUCAAGCUGCCGAUAAUUAAGACAUGGAUGGAGAAAGCGGAAGACAUUCCGAUCUUUGUGGCCGGAGAUUUCAACGGACCGUCUCAUCUGGAUUGGACCGAACAAACGAAGAAGAUCCAUGGGGACUGGGUGGUACGAUGGCCGGCCACGAAGGAACUCGCCGAUGCCGGAUUCACGGACACUUUCAGAGAGAUCUAUCCGAACGUCGAGACGGAUCCAGGUGAGCUGAAAGCUGAACUAAAGGAUAUUCCGAUAGAACUUUGAAUUUAGGAUUGACUUGGUCAACUGUGAACAAGUUCAAUCCUGAGUGGAACUAUACGAUACCAGAGCCACAGGAUAGGAUUGACUUCCUUUUUUAUAAAGGUAAGGGUUGCAUUCACUCUAUUACUAUACAUUUUCAUUUCAGGUCCGGUAGUUCCAUAUCAAAUUCUGAUGUACAGUGGAUGUGAGAAGCCGCAAAGAAUACCGUUCCACGAGAAGAACGACUAUCCGUCCGAUCAUUUCGCCCUCUUUGCCGACUACACUUUCAUGUGA